AUGAGCUGGCUACCAGCCAUAGUUCUCUUCCUCAUAAGCUGCACUUUUGGUGACCCAGUUGACCCAGCCAGUCCGGCAUUUGUCUUUCCACAGGGUGUCGAUCCUCAGGGAGCACAAGCCAAUGAUCUACGACAAGCUUUCAAGGAUGCCAUAGUCAUCGCAAGAAUGGCUGCCGUGACCAUGAACCCCUACUGCGACCCUGUCUUUGAGCGGUACUUCUUCCCAGAGGAACUGCAAUUUGUAAGCAACGUGUUCCGAACCAUCGCCAACAUCCCUCUCGACAUCUCAAUUGAAGAUCUCAAUGGUGGGCUCGAUCCAGGUAUACAAGCCAUGGUCACUGGCAGAGGUCUGAACCCGACUUUCUCGCUGUUGUCAAUCUCAAUUGGCAACCACCCAGAUAGGUCGCCAAAUAGCGGAGAUGAUUGCGCCGUGGAAGGCACCGAUGCCUAUUUGGUUCAUUCCAAAGACAAUCCUGAUGCUGGUCUCAUUUCCAUGUGUACGCCUGUGUGGGACUAUCCUUCUCUGCAAAACAUUCUCAACCCGCCCGCCGGUUGGGAGAAUGACCUAGGAUUUGGUUGCGAUAACCUCCUCGAUCAUGAUAGUGAUCUGAUGACGCCGGCUGGUGGAGUCCUCCUGCACGAGUUGCUGCAUUGGGGGUUCUUGUUCGAGAACGAGGUGCCGAAUUUUGAGACAGUGAUCCCGCUGACUUCGGGAGGCGACCAUCAUAUUCGAGACUACGAAGGACCACCUGGGGGCAUUCCGCCCGAUGGAUAUGGUCCUUACAGUGCACCUUUGUUGAAGAAUCUGCCACGGGGCACAUAUUCAGUGACAACAAACAACGUUGACAACUACCUGUAUUUUGCUCUGUCAAAGUACUGGUACAUCCAGUGCACCAAGUACUUUGCGCAAUCGACCAGUUCGUCAGACAGGUUUUUGCGAAACACCGCUUGGAACAGAUAUAGGCAGCCAGCGCCAUCGCAGCCACCAUCACAGUCGCAGACGCAGUCACAACCACCACCUAAGCGUUCCAUCAUUCGCGAUCAUGUUGGUGGCUAUCGGGGCAACAGCACCACCCACGCUCAUAUCAAGACGCGGACUUAA
Exophiala viscosa is the source of this 1101-nucleotide messenger RNA. RefSeq lists its product as uncharacterized. NCBI's taxonomy places the organism in Eukaryota, Fungi, Ascomycota, Eurotiomycetes, Chaetothyriales, Herpotrichiellaceae. The record is from RefSeq and is a predicted model, not a curated record. The transcript is spliced from 2 exons. Bases 1 to 1101 code for a protein of 366 amino acids. Gene Ontology annotation, molecular function: metallopeptidase activity.